Molecule: messenger RNA, 1603 nt
Organism: Plectropomus leopardus (leopard coralgrouper)
Lineage: Eukaryota; Metazoa; Chordata; Actinopteri; Perciformes; Serranidae
Gene: nkx2-5
Product: NK2 homeobox 5
Biological process (GO): cell differentiation; regulation of transcription by RNA polymerase II
Cellular component (GO): nucleus
Molecular function (GO): DNA-binding transcription factor activity, RNA polymerase II-specific; RNA polymerase II cis-regulatory region sequence-specific DNA binding
Source: RefSeq, a predicted model, not a curated record
GCUCCCCCCUCCCUGCGUCACCGGGAGGAGAGGGAGGCCAAGAAAAAAAGUUUGGAGACAGAGUUGACAUUCAAAAUGCACACUUCACUCAAGAUCAGUCCGCUAUACCAAACUAAUACUUAAAUCCAGUAAAUAUUACCAGGAAGGAGAGGGAGUUUGUUGACAUCUUUUUUGUUACAUCCACAUGACAGGUUAAUAGGUUUCUUUUUCCAGUUCUUGGCAAUGUUUCCCAGCCCCAGCAGCACGUCCACUCCCUUCUCUGUAAAGGAUAUAUUAAACUUGGAGCAGGGUCACGACGUUAUGGUGUCUCCUCUGGACGUUUCUUCUCGUAUGGACUGCUGCACCGUGCCGACAUCCUCUUCCUCCACCACCACCUCUUCCUCCUGUAUGCUGGCCCGUCUGAAGCAGGAGCCUCUCCGGGACAUGUCCGCCUCCGGCUCGCUGUUUGGAGAAGACCUCCACGAGUCCAGGGCCGGCAGAGGCAAUGCGCUCAACUUUGCGACGACUUUUUAUGGGAAAUCGCUCAUGGAGAUGGACAUAGUUAAGGAUGGAAAAUCAGACGCAUUUGAUGGGAAACGAAGAAAAGAGGAUUUCAGCCCGCCGGCCGAGCCCGUCGAGGAGAUAAAAACCGAGGAUCCGGACCGACCCAAGCCCCGGAGACGCAGGAAGCCGCGGGUCCUCUUCUCCCAGGCGCAGGUGUACGAGCUGGAGCGCCGCUUCAAGCAGCAGAGAUACCUGUCCGCCCCGGAGAGGGACCACCUCGCCGGGGUGCUCAAACUCACCCCGACCCAGGUGAAGAUCUGGUUUCAGAACAGGAGGUACAAGUGUAAGCGGCAGAGGCAGGACCAGAGCCUGGAGAUGGUGUCUCUGCCGCCGCCCAGGAGGGUGUCGGUGCCGGUGCUGGUGCGGGACGGGAAGCCCUGCCUGGCGACAGACACAGCCACCUACAACCCCUCCUACAGUAUGGGCCACAUCAACCAUUUCACUUAUAACAACUAUCCGGCUUUCAGUAACUACACCAGCCCCGGCUGCAACACAAACUAUGCGUGUAAUUAUCCCGCAGCCACAAUGCAAACUAUGCAGGGAUCCUCCAACAGCGGGAAUUACAUGAACUUUGGGGUCGGGGACUUGAAUAAUGUGCAGAGCACAUUUCCCUCUAGUAAUGGGGUGUCUUCGUUACAUGGCAUUAGGACAUGGUAGACUCAAUAUCAAAUAUUCGCGUUAUUUACUCAGUUUAACGGGAUUAUUUUGUGACAGCAUGCAUUUUUAAAUGUGUCGAGACUUUGCGGAGUUUGUGUAACUUCUCUUAUAUUUAAUUAGCCUACUUAGUUUGGUAGUUUUUCGUUUUUGUUUUCAUCAAAGAUAUUUGUCAAAAUAGUCUACACUUUUUUGUAUUUAUUUCCGUGACAUUAACAAACAGUCGUGGCAUUUAAGCAAAUAUUUUUCAAAAAUUAAUAAAUAAAAUAAAUACAAAUUUAAAAAAGAGUUGAAGCCACAGUUCUUAAAAUGCUUCCUUUAAAGCGCUUUUCUUGCCCGACCAUUUUUGAAUUUAAAAAAAAGUUCCAUCGUUAAUUUUAUUUUCUGACAAAAUGUCAAAGUGUAA